Erythranthe guttata (spotted monkey flower) is the source of this 2004-nucleotide messenger RNA. NCBI's taxonomy places the organism in Eukaryota, Viridiplantae, Streptophyta, Magnoliopsida, Lamiales, Phrymaceae. The record is from RefSeq and is a predicted model, not a curated record.
AUGGAUAUAAGAUUUUGGGCGAGAAAGGAGAGAAAAGAGGGAGGAGAUGUCAUCGCCGGAGGUGGCUGUGGAGGAACGGCGGCGAGGAGGAGGAUGUCUAACUGGAUGAAAAAAUUGGGAAUGGGAAAAGGAAAGGGUCCCCUGAUUCGUCCUCUUGCAAAUCCGGUGGAGGAGAGUACUGCGGAACGGGAGGGCAGAACGCACAACCGUAAUGUUACCAGUUCUAAACGUCGUGGGGAACGGACUGGUGCUUUUGUACAACCACGUAUGACAAUUGAGGAGGAGGAGGAGACAGAGGCAGAGCCCGAGCAGGAGAUGGAUACAUAUAUGGAUCCCCACGAGGACGAGUACGAUCCAGGACUACGUUUUCAGCAGAAGUAUCAGUUCCCGGUGCCUGAUUUGCCAUCCGAUGAUGAUGACGAGGACGGUUUGACUCCGCCUCCGCCUCCGGCUUAUACAAUGGCUGGUACUUCCGGUGGUUCUACUCUUGCCCCAAACCCGAGGUCCCGGACCGGUCCGAAAAAAACUCUUCCUACUCGACCGUGGAAGUUGAUUGGUGAGACACCCGGUGGACCAAAAUACCCUCAUUUGAUUCCGAUUUUUAGAGCCCAUAUUGCCUACGACAUCUGGGAGGGAAAGGCUUUUAUCGAGAGGUGGCAGCCAGACACCAACAACUUUCAUAUGCCGUUUGGAGAGAUGACAAUUACUCUCCACGAGGUGCACUAUAUCAUGCAUUUGCGAGUUAGUGGAAAGCGCCCUAACGUUUGGAUUGAUAAGGCAAAUGCGAUUUAUGCAGGUGCGAGAGCGUUCGGUGUCGAGCCCCGAGAUAUGGAGAAGUGGUAUGGCGGCGGAUCCCGGUUAGAUGAUUUGGAUAGGAUGUAUGGCGACGAUUCUUCAUUUGCUUCCGAGUUUCGGGUACGAGCAUAUAUUGCGUACUUGCUUGGAAAGCUAUUGUUUGUCGAUAAAAGUGGAUCGAAGGUGAAAGCAGAUUUUUUCCCACUUUUAGAGCAGAUCGAUAUGAUUUCUGACUAUUCCUGGGGUUCGGCUACAUUGGCCUAUUUGUAUCGACAAUUGGGCAUGGCUACGCGAGCUGAGGCGGCGCAGAUGGGUGGUUGUCUGACACUGUUACAGUGUUGGAUAUAUGAGUAUUUUCCGUGUUUCCGGCCUCCGAUGGUUAACGCACAUGUGAAUGGAGAGCCCUGGUGUAAGAGGUGGCAGGUGAUACAUCAUAUCCCUAAAGACGAGGAUAUACUUGUUGAUUAUCGUCGACGUCUUGAUUCUAUGCGUGCGUCAGAUGUGAAUUGGACGCCAUUUGGAGUGAAUGUGUCACGUGAAGUUGAAAAGACGGUUCAUCACGGGACUAUUCGAUGGAUGGAUACGGUCGAGCCUUACAUGCCCGAUAGAGUUUUGCGUCAGUUCGGAUUUCGGCAGAUUAAACCGUCGGACCCUAUUCGUCCGCUAAAAGGUGCUAAGAGGGAGAGAAAAUUAGCAUCUUACAAAAUUAGCUACGAGCCUGGCGAUCAGAUGUGGAAUAUCCCUCACACGCACAUGCUUAGUGAAGAUUAUUAUUGUCAUUGGGCGCGUCCGGCUUGGGAGUCGACACCGGAGUAUUUGCCGUGGUAUAUCGACCACACCCACGUCCGUAUACAUCCUAGUACCGAGCCGGUUGAGAGAGCGGAGCCAUCUGCAGUUCCGUUUGUGUACGACAUCACCCGGGUGUUGCAUCCCUACUUCUACGAUAACUUGCCACCGCCGACUAUUCCAGGAUAUCGACAGAUUCCCGAUGACUUUUUCAGGACGAUCCAGGACAUGUGCGCCCCAUUCGCCGAGUAUCUACAGUUGGAUCGUCCUAAUGCUUCUAACGAACAAGACGCAGGAUACUCACAUAUGCGACAUUCUCAGCGCAGGCGUCGGACGAGAGAUACGCAGGUGUUUAUUUUUUAUGUUUUUAUUAUUCGAACUUCUUUGGUGUUGAUGUUUUUUGCUUUGAUUUGGACUUGUUGA